Triticum urartu is the source of this 935-nucleotide messenger RNA. RefSeq names its product dihydrofolate reductase-like. The record is from RefSeq and is a predicted model, not a curated record. Lineage: Eukaryota; Viridiplantae; Streptophyta; Magnoliopsida; Poales; Poaceae.
CUUAAGGCCUGGAAUUCUCUGUGCUUGUGCAAGAGUGGAACACACGCACACACACAUGGAGCAGGAGAAGAAGCUCAAGGUGCUCUGCCUCCACGGCUUUCGGACAAGUGGGGGUUUCCUGAAGAAGCAGAUCAGCAAAUGGCACCCUUCCAUCCUCCAGCAGUUCGACACGGUCUUCCCUGAUGGCCAGUUCCCAGCUGGGGGGAAGUCGGACAUCGAGGGCAUAUUCCCCCCACCAUACUUUGAGUGGUUUCAGUUCGACAAGGAUUUCACCGAAUACACAAAUUUAGACGAGUGCAUUGCCUAUCUGUGUGAUUACAUGGUGAAAAACGGGCCUUUCGACGGUCUGCUUGGAUUCUCCCAGGGCGCAACACUUUCAGCCCUUUUGAUAGGCUACCAAGCACAGGGCAAGGUGCUGAAUGAUCACCCACCAAUUAAGUUCAUGGUGUCAGUAUCCGGGAGCAAAUUCAGGGACCCAAGCAUCUGCGAUGUGGCCUACAAGGACCCGAUCAAGGCGAAAUCUGUACAUUUCAUUGGAGAGAAAGACUGGCUCAAAGUACCUUCCGAGGAGCUGGCUUCUGCCUUUGCUGACCCUCUCAUCAUAAGGCACCCCCAGGGUCACACUGUCCCCAGGCUUGAUGAGGCAUCUGUGAAGCAGCUUUCUGAAUGGAGCGCAAGCAUCCUGGAGGAUCUCAAGAACGCAGACGCUCCCAAGGCCUCAAAUUCAGAGAGUUCAGGAGAUAAGGACAGUGUCGGCGUGGAGUCAGCAGAAAACCUGAUGGAACAAGUUGCAGCUUGAGGCAGUAGCUGAACUUUGCUUGUUGGGUUGGUGUCUGAAACCUGUUGCUUGCUUGCUGUAUCCAGAUGGUAGACCUUGUUCACCGUAUUAGCCUCAUUGAGAUAUGAGAAUAAAUCAGUCCCGAUUUGCCUGUUCU